CUGUUCCUCCGGUUACUCUUCUCUCUACCAUGGUUGCGCUUCCAGAUCCUUCCCACCGAUUGUUCUCCACCGCCUUAUCUCAUGUAUUUGUUUUUUUUUUCUCACUGCCUCCAUCGGAUGCUGAUACGCUCUCCACCGGUUUAGCUGCCGGCUCCAAUACCGCCUGUUUGGAGCCGGAGUUGCUUGAGACUCGCCGCCUAUCCCUUUCUCGACUUCCACCUAUCCCUUUCUCGACUUCGAUCAGAGGCAAUUUUAGACAGCGAUUAUGUCAAAUUUCAGCAUACAGUGGUGUUUAUGGAACAUUUAUGUAUACCUCGAUGACCCGACCUACUUCGUCGCCGUCGCGGUCCCCAACGCUACAACUUUGGUUCUAAAAUUUGUCCAUGGUCGAUAGAUAAUCUUUAUGUAAACCUUUCUCAUGGUAUUGUUCAUGUGAAUGGCAUAAGUGAAAGGAAUAAAACUAUCCUCUCGGAAUCAGCUCCAUGUUGAUUUUCAGAAUGCUCUUUGAAACAAGGUUGUAACUGUCCUUUGGUGAGCUGGUGAAACUUUACUUACUGUGACUGAAUCUGUGACAUGUGUUUAUGCAGGCAUUCUUUUGUCAUGAGAAGAUUAAGAGGCAAAUUGAUGAUAUCCAAACAAGGUUGGAGGUUAGACGAUUUUUAUGACCUUUGACUCUUUUUAAGCGUCUUGACUUGUACAAUUUCUUAAGAUAUGCAAUCAGGUAUAGCUAAUUAGCUACAUGUAAGGGCAGAUUGGUAAAGAAAGUCAACCUACUAAAGUAUCUAAUCUGAUGCCAUAAGAAACUUUUUGCAGUAUUCUUUCAGGUCAGGGAUGAAAGGAGAUGACAGAAAAGGAAUGGAUAGGAUUCACUUGAUUUAAUCAGGUUAAGGUGAUGAAUAAUGGAUAGGGAGAAACAAUGUAAUAAAGAGUCUCUCCAUAGGUUGUUGAUGCUUUAUGGUUAGUAGUUGUAUCUAAGUUACGACUAUUAUCCGUUUGUAAAUAGGUGAAAUGUAGGGAGAAUAGAAACAUACUUUACUGCAGCUACCAAUUGAGGCAAUGUACAAUACUUUCACACAAAAAGCGACACGUUCCAACCCCCGCAACGCGCGGGACACUCAUCUAGU
Messenger RNA from Lactuca virosa, 1124 nucleotides. Lineage: Eukaryota; Viridiplantae; Streptophyta; Magnoliopsida; Asterales; Asteraceae. The record is from the annotation of a GenBank genome assembly.